AUGCCCGCUAACAAGUUGAACAUCUCGCUUAGAGCUGUGAAAACAAGUUUUUCCAACAUACGGGCCCUUGUAGGUCCCAAGGCAGCUCCUCCUAUCCCCUCGCAUGCAAGCCUGGAUGUUGGCAUGACAAGGCCAUUAUCUUCUUCUUUCUCCCUUCGACCCGGGGAACUCACGGAUACAUCUUCUAGGUCCUCAGACCGCACACCUGCCCCAUCAUCCACCCUCCCCUCGUCGUUGUACAAUGAGGGCCAGGUUCAAGACCCCCAGCCUCCCCCAUCCUUCCCUGUUGAUGACAACGAAGAUAUCCCUGACCUUAUGGUGCUACUGGAAGGCAUCAAUAUCCAGGCUGGACCAGCCUCAGAUACAUGUCUCAUGUUCUCGGAUACGUUCAACCAAAGCACAAAUUUCCUUGAUGCCAUCAUAGAAGCAGCCCGGCUGGGCUGCAUUGAUGAGGUUUCCACUGUCGAAAAUAUUCAACGACUCUAUCAGCACAUCAGCACCACCGGAAUGAUUCUCAAAUUCCUUAUCUGUAUAGCUGAUCAUAUGGCUCACCUAGAGUCAGCUCAACGGGUUGCUCUUGAAUUUGGAGUGCGAAGGAACCAACGCAUGGUUCUUCAAUGGCUUUCUUGCAUGGAAGAUGAAGCUGCAUGCCAUUAA
This is a messenger RNA of Desarmillaria tabescens, 657 nucleotides long. RefSeq lists its product as uncharacterized. The transcript has 3 exons. The record is from RefSeq and is a predicted model, not a curated record. Lineage: Eukaryota; Fungi; Basidiomycota; Agaricomycetes; Agaricales; Physalacriaceae. The coding region runs from base 1 to 657 and encodes 218 amino acids.